This is a messenger RNA of Podospora pseudocomata, 2705 nucleotides long. RefSeq lists its product as uncharacterized. The transcript is spliced from 3 exons. The record is from RefSeq and is a predicted model, not a curated record. Gene Ontology annotation, cellular component: nucleus. NCBI's taxonomy places the organism in Eukaryota, Fungi, Ascomycota, Sordariomycetes, Sordariales, Podosporaceae. Gene Ontology annotation, biological process: proteasome-mediated ubiquitin-dependent protein catabolic process. The coding region runs from base 243 to 2705 and encodes 820 amino acids. Gene Ontology annotation, molecular function: protein binding; protein-macromolecule adaptor activity.
GGCUGGGUGGGGCUCUCUUUACGCGCAAUUGGCACGCGUGAUUGGCCUGUCGCGAUGGCUGGAGGUCGCUGGAGCUCAGCACUGACGUCUGAUAGGACUCUUUUAUACGCACGACCGGCGCGUCCAGCCUCAGAGCACAUGGAAGCGUGUACCGCGUCUUGCAGGCAAGUGCCCGCCAGAAAGAAGACGCCAAAUGUUGGCAGCCCCCGCUCGCCUACUCUUCUGACAUCAGCAAACCUCGGAUGAACUCUCUUCGACACAAUGGUUCCAUUUUCUGCUUUAUGAAAGAUUGUCUCCUGUCUCCUGUCUCUUGUCUCUUGUCUCUUGUCUCUUGUCUCUUGUCUCUUGAGACUGUGCCAUUACCGUCCCGGUCCUCCCUUCGAGCCACGUUCCCAGACAUAUCUCUCUGUAUAUCAGUUCAGUUCAGCCGCCUCCACCUAUUACCGCCAUUUUGUCGACGACAGGCCAUCGACCAGCCCACAAUGACAGACUCAACCCCUUCUACUCGAGCAGCAAAGGCUUCGGGGUCCACAGAGAACAAUGACCCCUUGUUGUCUUCACCACCGAGAUCCACCAUUGGCAAGGAGCGAAGAGUGCCAUCAAUUACCCCGAGAAAGUUUCAAAGAUUCUUCACCCCCCGAUCACGGGUCUCUUCGAAACCCAGUGCCGUUCGAAAGGCCCUCCAUGAUCUCACUGCUCCCGCCCUUAACCGCGACCAGGCCCCUGCUUCAAGCCCGCUCAAACCCAUCUCGGAGGAACAACUCGGGGCUCCCAUUGAGGAUGAAUUGCCUGACUAUAGGACCGCCAAGCGAAGGAAAACUCAACACACCCCGAGCAGGUCGCAUCUUCCCUCACCCCUGCCAACAUCUCCAGGUCUUCUUGCAACUCCUGAUAUCAGGCCAGGUCUGAGCAGCCCGAUUCGCCAUGUCAAGUUCCGACCGAAUCGACGGAUGGAUGUUGAUCAACAUGAUGGAGUAUCAGAGGAUGAGGACGAUGAGCCCCCAUUGCCAUCGCCAAAGUUGAAGAGGAUUGUACCAUUACAUACCCGGGGGUUGGGUGGUCAAUUGGUCCAAAGAAUGUCAGGCGAUGCCUGUUUGGGUCGUCCGGUUCCUGAUUGGAGGACUGAUACUGCCAAAUUUUAUAGCAAACCAGAGGACGUUCACCUUUCGUCAAGUCACGAAGGGGCACCUCGUGCCAUUCCUUUUUGUACCACUAGCUCUCACAAAAGUGAUCUUGUAGCAGUCGGUGAUGAAGAAGGCUAUAUACGCCUCCUUGAUGCAAGCAAGGAGUUCUCCAAGAUUCACCUAUCUUUCCAAGCUCACGGAAAUGCUGUGAUCGAUUUGGCUUUCUCCGGGGACGACAAACUGCUUGCUACUGCCUCGGGUGACCAGACUGGAAGAGUCAUUGACGUGGAAACACAGACCCCUCUCAACGUUUUAGGCCAUCACACUGCCUCGUUGAAGCAGGUCCGCUUUCAACCAGGCCGGGGACAGGACUGUGUCCUUGCCACCUCUGGCCGUGAUGGAAGUAUCCAAAUCUGGGACUUGCGGUGCAAAGGUGGACCGGUUCAGGACAUGUCGAUCAUUAACGAAGACCGCCUGCGUCAUGGUGCUCCCAAGCCCGUCAACCCUGGCUGCGUGGUAAACAGCAUCUAUUACGCCCACGCCCGCACCCAGCGGCAAACCAAGUCGGCCAAGAACUCCUCCACCACCGACGUAGCCCGCACGGGUGAGGUGCCCGGCCGUAUGGGCGAAGUCUCGGUAACCUCGUUACAAUUCCUCCCCCCUGGCCGCGAGCACCUGCUGCUCUCUGCCUGCGAGGCCGAUGCCUCGAUCAAGCUGUGGGAUAUCCGCGCCGUCCACACCCAUCGCCACCACAAGACUUCCACCCCGAUCUCGUUCACCCCCCCCCCACCAAGCCACGCAGCCUGGAGACCAUUCGGCAUCGCCAGCAUGACGAUGAACACGUCCGGCUCGAGAAUCUAUGCCCUCUGCAAAGACAACACUGUUUACACCUACGCCACGUCCCACCUCAUUCUCGGCAUCGCAAACGAACUCAAGGCCACCCUCCCCGGGCAGGAACCCGAAAGACGGAGACACUACCCCCAUGUAGCACACGAGGGCCUGGGUCCGCUGUAUGGUUUCCGCCAUCCCUUGUUCCACGCCACGUCGUUUUAUGUCAAGGCUGCUCUCCGGCCUGCCGCGAACGGAAACAGUGAGAUGCUUGCUGUGGGCAGUAGUGAUGGUUGCGCGGUUUUGUUUCCUACUGAUGAGAGGUACCUCUCCUUUUCCACCCCGGGCAGCGAGGAGGAAUCCUACUUUGUCGGGGAAAGCACCGCUCUUUUACCGACUGCGACGCCUUCUAGGCCGGGGUUGAGGUCGGGCGGCCCGCCUGGUUUGGUGAGAACGAACAGCAGCUCUUUGUUUGGUCGUCAGCAGCACGACAUGGGUGUUUCUGUCACCAAGAGGGGAACUCCGUUGGUGAGGGGUCAUGAUAAGGAGGUUGGGGCGCUGACUUGGACGGCUGAUGGGAGGAAGCUGGUGACGGUGGGGGAUGAUUACCUUGUGAGGUGCUGGAGGGAUGGCGACGAGGUGGCGAAGGAUUUGAGGAGGGGGGGUGAGGGGGAAGGGAGGAGAUGGGGGUGUGGGUGGGGGGAUUUGGGGGAUGGGUGGGAGGGGGAUGGGGGCGAGGAGGAGGAUUGGUGA